Molecule: messenger RNA, 611 nt
Organism: Anolis sagrei ordinatus
Lineage: Eukaryota; Metazoa; Chordata; Lepidosauria; Squamata; Anolidae
Product: prospero homeobox protein 2-like
Biological process (GO): regulation of transcription by RNA polymerase II
Cellular component (GO): nucleus
Molecular function (GO): DNA-binding transcription factor activity, RNA polymerase II-specific; RNA polymerase II cis-regulatory region sequence-specific DNA binding
Source: RefSeq, a predicted model, not a curated record
AUGACUCUUUCUGUGCAAUUCUUUAUAGAAUUGGCUAUAGGAACUGCAAGUGAUUUUCCCUUGACUACAGAUUACAUUCAGGAAGCCCUGACGCCUGGCCAUUUGAAAAAGGCUAAGCUGAUGUUUUUCUUCUCUCGGUAUCCUACAUCUUCGCUGCUGAGAGCCUACUUUCUGGAUGUUCAGUUCACCCGCUGCAUCACUUCCCAGCUGAUCAAGUGGUUUAGCAACUUCCGUGAAUUUUAUUACAUCCAGAUGGAAAAGUGUGCCAGGCAAGCCCUCGUGGAAGGCGUGUUGGAUCCCAGCCACCUCCUUGUGACCAGAGAUUCAGAGCUCUUCCGGAUACUGAAUGUGCAUUACAACAAAGGGAAUGAUUUCGAGGUUCCUGAUGCUUUUCUGGAUGUUGCCAGCCUGACCCUUCAGGAGUUCUUUAAUGCCGUCAGGGAAGGAAAGGACUUAGACCCUUCCUGGAAAAAGCCAAUUUACAAAAUAAUUUGUAAACUGGAUAGUGAGAUUCCAGAUGCUUUUAAAUCCUCCAAUUGCCCCAAGGAAUUACUCUAAGAUUAAUAUACUGUUAUCAUGGUGCCUGGCAUGUCAGUGUGGGAUGGAGUGGU